Messenger RNA from Baudoinia panamericana UAMH 10762, 1800 nucleotides. RefSeq lists its product as uncharacterized. The record is from RefSeq and is a predicted model, not a curated record. The transcript has a single exon. Lineage: Eukaryota; Fungi; Ascomycota; Dothideomycetes; Mycosphaerellales; Teratosphaeriaceae. The coding region runs from base 336 to 1580 and encodes 414 amino acids.
CACACCACAUGGGUCUGCCAUAACCGAGUUGCCAUCUUUGAGCCCCCACGCCAGGAGAUUUAACGGUCAUCGAUCUUCACAUCGAGAGAAGAGGAAGUAGUCACAUCGGGUCAAGUUCAAGGUACCGUAAGCAAGAGCGCACCAUACGAUGGAGUAUGGACCCUUGGCGGCGCUCGUGCUUCGAUGAUUGCGCCCAGCCGCUAAGUUCACCAUUGUCACAGCUCCGCGCGGCCCUCAUCUACCGCAUCAACACAACACUUUGACCACCAGCAUCAAUAUCACAAGGCAUCCAUAGCUACCACUCAAUCGUCACACUGCGACUGACCACAACAACCAUGCUCGGCCGUACAGUCGGCCUUCUCACGGCUUGCGCCGUCGGCGCCAAUGCCCUUAUAUUGCCGCCUGGCGUAGCUUCUUUCAGCCCUUCGACAGGAAUCGAUACGGUUGCCAACCCACAGUCCGCUCGGAUCAAACUUCCGUGCUCGUCUUGCAACUGGCAAUACGGCCACCGGGAUCAUGGUUCCGACAUCUCCUUACUACGGUCGGGAAAUCGUAACAACAGCCUUCUGCUGAAGUUCGAUGUCACGGAUGACGGCAAGCAGCUAACGGUGAACGGACGCCAUAUAUACCCUCCGCCGUUCGCGGAUGGCGAUAGGCAGCUCCAAGUCAAGCAAACUCCUUCUGAUGGCGAAGUCGCGAUCAAUGACUGGCUUGUGCCUAUUAACCUGCUUGCAACCAUGUACAGUCUGGAAGAGUCAGAGGAGGAACCCCUCACGCCGGAGGGUGACGUCCUGAAGACUAUCAAAUUUGAAAUCUGGGAGCUCAAUGAGGAGCCAGUAGACGCAGACGUGGCGCAGGUGAAGAUGUUGAGGACAAGUGAGGGUGACCUACUCAUCAUGGAAGCCACUUCUGUGCCUGCGUCUGAUAACUUGGCUGUUGGAGAUGCACCAUUGGCGCUCCCUCCGCCAAUCUCAUAUGGCGUUGACAAGCACGGCCCACUGAGCAUGGAAUGCGAUGGCCUACCAGCGCCAAUUUGCAGGAUCAAGGAGGAGAUCGAAAAGGCGAUUGAACGCAUUCGCAAGCCUAAGGGCACAUCAAAAGGUGGCUGUAGAGGCCGCAAGGGCAAUCCUGCAAAGAGGCCAGGUCACAUGAGGCCUCCGUUCGGUGCACAUGGCGAAGAGGGCAAGCAUGAUCGCCCGCACCAUAUGCGCCCACAUGGCCAACAUGGUCACGGCGAGCAUCGCGGUCAUCACGGUCGCCAUGGCCACCAUGGCCACCAUAGGCACGGUCACAAUGUGCUACACGGCUUCGUAAAGGCGUUCAUGGCAGUGUUGAUCCCGGUGAUGGCAGGCAUCGCUGUAGGCAUGACUGUCAGUCUCAUUGGCCUGGUUGUUGGACGUUUCGUGAGCUUCGUUUGGAUCACUGUCGUUCGUGGUGGGCGUCGCGGCAACGCUAGCGAGGUCGCUCGCGUCGACGUGGCUGAGAAGUGCGAAGAGAAGUCGCUGCUGGCGGAGAUGGAGCCGCCGCCAGUCUACGAGCACGCGCCCGCAUACGAGGAUGUCCAACGUGAGCAGAGCUGAAGGGCAUUGUUGAGCAAAGUGCUGGAUGACGUACUUAUGCAUAGCUUAAACGAUGUCCACGAUGGAAGAGGGAAUGUUUUUAGGUUUUGUAACGGCUCUGGUCGUCGGGCGUAGUUACGAUUGUCAGUAUAAGACUUUUUUCGUUCAUAGACAUGUUGUAACAAUGAACACUCCCGAUCAGGAGCACGUAUGCACCAGGAAUGGGAACUUCGGAUGUGGG